CGGCCCGGCGCGGGCGGCGCGAUUGCCCUUCGCCGCCUCGAGGGGGCCCUGCGGCGGCCGCGAGCCAGGAGGACGGCCCGCCCGCGCGCUGCUCCGCGCCCAGCUUGCUGCGCCAUCGCCCCGCCGGACCGCGCCGCCGCUCGCCCAGCCAGAAGAAUCAGCAGUGAGUCUGCACAGUUUUAAAAGCAAGGUCUUCAAAAAAGCCAAAGUCUGUGGGGUCUGCAAACAAAUCAUCGACAGCCAAGGGGUUUCCUGCCGAGCCUGCAAGCACUCCUGCCACAGGCGAUGUGAAGCCAAGGCUCCGGGGGGUGCCUCACCGUCCGCUGCUCCCUGCUGCGACAGGCCGUCCAGGCCCGCAGCGCUGAGCCCCGCCAUGGAGGACGGCCACGAGCUGGACCUCACCUACGUCACCGAGCGCAUCAUCGCAGUGUCCUUCCCCACGGGCUGCUCCGAGGAGGCCUACCUUCACAGCCUGCAGGAGGUGACGCGCAUGCUGAGGUCCAAGCAUGGCGACAACUACCUGGUGCUGAACUUGUCGGAAAAGAGACACGACCUGGCGAGGCUGAACCCCAAGAUCCUGGACGUGGGCUGGCCCGAGCUGCACGCACCGCCCCUGGACAAGGUGUGCACCAUCUGCAAGGCCCAGGAGUCCUGGCUGAACUGCGACCCCCAGCAUGUGGUCGUCAUCCACUGCAGGGGUGGGAAGGGGCGCAUUGGAGUUGUCAUCUCCUCCUACAUGCACUUCACCAAUGUCUCGGCCAGCGCCGACCAGGCCCUGGACAGGUUCGCGAUGAAGAAGUACUAUGAUGACAAAGUCUCGGCCCUGAUGCAGCCGUCCCAGAAACGGUACGUCCAGUUCCUGAGCGGGCUGCUGGCGGGGACAGUGAAGAUGAACACCUCGCCCCUGUUCCUGCACUUCGUCAUCCUUCAUGGCACCCCCAACUUUGACGCCGGCGGAGCGUGCCGGCCCUUCCUCAAGCUGUACCAGGCCAUGCAGCCCGUGCACACGUCUGGGAUCUACAACAUCGGCCCGGAAAACCAGAGUCGGAUCUACAUUGCCAUCGAGCCGGCCCAGCUCCUGAAGGGGGACAUCAUGGUGAAAUGCUACCACAAGAAGUACCGCUCCGCCACCCGAGACGUCGUGUUCCGGCUGCAGUUCCACACGGGGGCCGUGCAGGGCCACCACCUCGUGUUCGGGAAGGAGGACCUGGACGGUGCCUGCAGUGAUGGCCGCUUUCCUGCCAACGGGAAGGUCGAGUUGGUGUUCUCCGCCACCCCCGAGCGGAUUCCAGGCUGCGAGCAUCUGCGCAAUGACCGCGGGGUGAGCGUGGACUUCAACACGGCUGACCCGCUGAUCCGCUGGGACUCCUACGAGAACCUGAGUGCCGACGGCGAAGUGCCACACACUCAGGGCCCAGUCGAUGGCAGCCUUUACGCCAAGGUGAGGAAGAAGAGCGCCUCAGACCCCAGCGUCGCAGGCGGGGCCCCGGCGGCCCCCACCGCCAGCAGCCCCGACCACAGCGACCACACCCUGUCAGUCAGCAGCGACUCCGGCCACUCCACCGCCUCUGCGAGGACAGACAGGACCGAGGAGCACCUGGCUCUGGGGCCCAAGAGGGGCCUGAGCGCCCAGGAGAAGGCCGAGUUGGAUCAGCUGCUCAGCGGCUUUGGCCUAGAAGAUUCCGGAAGCCCCCUGAAGGAUAUGACUGAGGCUCACAGCAAGUUCGGCGGGACACGCCACGUGGUGCCGGCACAGGUGCACGUGAACGGAGACGCUGCGCCCAAGGACCGGGAGACGGACAUCCUGGAUGACGAGGUGCCGGGCCAUGACCUGCGCAGCGCGGGUAGCGUCGGGACCUUGUCCUCCUCUGAGGGGCCCCCGUCGGCCCCCUCGGGCCCCUUUGCCUGCCCCCAGAGCAGCCACAACUCGCUCCUGUCCGAGGGGUUUGGCAGCAGCACCGGGGAAGACCCACACGGCGUUCUGGCCCCAGACCUGGGCCUCAGUGUGGGGACUCCUUAUGAGCGGGAGACUUUCGGGAGCCGAGAGCCCAAACAGCCGCAGCCGGUGCUCGGGGCGCCCUGCAUGUCCACGCAGACUCCGGCCUACGAGCAGAGCGGCUACUCCACGCAGACCUGGGUGCGCCAGCAGCAGAUGGUGGCCGCCCACCAGUACGGCUUUGCCCUGGACGGGGAGGCCAGGCUCAUCGGCCGCGGCCCAGUGGACAGUUCCCGCCUGGCACAGGCCCUUCCCAGGCUCCCGGUCACCCCCACCCAGGGGGCAAGCAGCAGGAUGCCCACACAGAGGGGCAUAGGCCCCGGGUCACUUCCUCCUGACACCCAGCGGCCUUCUCCCAACAAAGUGUCGAAAGCAAGGUUCCUAGAUGCCAGCAUCGUGAAUGGCACAGGCCCGGGGCCCAGCCCAGACCCCUCCCCAGGCUCUCCCACUCUGGACAUUGACCAGUCCAUCGAGCAGCUCAACAGGCUGAUCUUGGAGCUGGACCCCACCUUCGAGCCCCUCCCCACCCACUUGAGCACGCCAGGCGGCCAGGCCGAUGGCCCUGUGGCCCCAGACGGCAUGGGAGGUGGGCUCCGGGCAAGCGGCCGCCUGCAGGAACGAGGAGAAGACCCCGGCCGGGGCCCCUCGCAGCCAGGCCCCUUGGGGGAUGAGCCACUGCGCAGAAGGUUCCGGAAGCUGAGCCUCGGGCAGUAUGACAACGACGCUGGGGGGCAGCCAGCCUUCUCCAGGUGUGGGUGGGGGAAACCCACGGGUGCGGAGCAGGCUCCGAGCCUGGUGCCUUUCCUGUCUCCAAAUGAUGCCAAAGAGACGGUGCUGGCUGGGUAUCCCCCAGACCUGGAUGGGGCUGACGGUGGGGUCUUCUCUCCGAGCAAGACCAGCAGCAGUGAGUCCACGCCGCCCACGCCAGCCUUCCCAGUGUCCCCACAGACCCCAUACGUGACCACACCCCCGCACCACCCAGCGUUCAGCCUUCCCGGGCCGCAGACCGGCGGCGCCGGCGGUCUGUGCAGAGCGGCCCACGAACCCCGAGUCUGCCCCGAGGCCCUCGGUCACUCCGUGGGCAUGUCAGAGAGCCCCGUGGGGCCCAGACCCUCGGCACCACCCUUCCCACGGGCAUUCAUGUCCUGCGCCAGCAGCAGCAGCCCCGGCUCGAAGAAGGACAGCCCCCCAUCUGCCGAGCCCCAGUGGGCGGACACCGGCCCCAAGCCCACGCUGGCCCUGCUAGGGGGCAGCCGGUCCCCAGGAAGCCUGCUCAGCACCGGCGAGUUCCAGGAUGGCCCCAGCCCCGGGCGGCCGCUUCUCCCACCUGCCGAGCUCCAGGCCUCUCUCCACAGCCACUCGCUGUCACUGGCAGAGCCCCCAGAAGCUCUGCGCCCCCCGAGCAGCCAGGCCUUCCUGGGCUUCAGCACGGCCCCUGUGGGAAGCUCUGUGGGAACUAGCCUGCCCCCUGGGGAAGUCCCAGGGGCCCCGCCGGCAGGCUCCCAGGGAGCACCCCAGCCCCUCACCACCCUGCGGGCAGCCACGGCGGCUGUUGACAAUGGCUAUCUGCCACACGGCUUUCUCCUGGCAUCGCCCGGGCACAGCGGCCACCACAGCCCCGUCCUGCAGGGCCUGGGCCUGCCCCUCCCCGGGCAGCCCCCCCUUCCCGAGAAGAAGCGGGCGUCCGAAGGGGACCGCUCCUGCGGCUCCGCCUCACCCUCCUCCAGCGGCUUCUCCAGCCCCCGCAGCGGGAGCACCGUGAGCAUCCCCUUCCCCAGCGUGCUCCCGGACUUCUCCCGGCCGCCCGAGGCCCCGGCCCUCUGUCUGGGUGACCUGGGUGACAAGCACAUGUCGGUGAGCUUCGUGCAGGACACCUCCAAGUUCUGGUACAAGGCGGACAUCUCCCGAGAGCAAGCCAUCGCCAUGUUGAAGGACAAGGAGCCUGGAUCCUUCAUCGUCCGCGACAGCCACUCCUUCCGAGGCGCCUAUGGCCUGGCCAUGAAGGUGGCCACCCCACCGCCUUCCGUCCUACAGCUGAACAAGAAAGGGGGAGACCUGGCCAGCGAGCUGGUCCGGCACUUCCUGAUCGAGUGCACCUCGAAGGGCGUGCGGCUUAAAGGCUGCUCUAACGAGCCCUACUUUGGGAGCCUGACAGCCCUGGUGUGCCAGCAUUCCAUCACGCCCUUGGCCUUGCCCUGCAAGCUGCUCAUUCCCGACAGAGAUCCACUGGAGGAAGCGGUGGAGAGCUCUCCCCAGACGGCGGCCAACUCCGCAGCCGAGCUGCUGAAGCAGGGGGCAGCCUGCAACGUGUGGUACCUGAGCUCCGUGGAGAUGGAGUCCCUCACCGGCCACCAGGCCAUCCAGAAGGCCCUGAGCCUCACCCUGGCCCAGCAGCCGCCACCCCUGUCGACGGUCGUGCACUUCAAGGUGUCAGCCCAGGGCAUCACCCUGACGGACAACCAGAGGAAGCUCUUCUUCCGGAGGCACUACCCCGUGAGCAGCGUCAUCUUCUGCGCGCUGGACCCGCAGGGCAGGAAGUGGGUUUCAGACGGCGUGGGCUCCAGAGCCUUUGGGUUCGUGGCCCGGAAGCAGGGCAGCACCUCGGACAACGUCUGCCACUUAUUCGCAGAGCAUGACCCCGAGCAGCCUGCCAGCGCCAUCGUCAACUUCGUGUCAAAGGUCAUGAUCGGCUCCCCUAAGAAGAUCUGAGCCCCUCCUGGCUGCAGAUGCCAGAGGGCUGGGGUGGCCCACCGCGUCCCUGCAGUGAUCCUGACUUUCUGGCUCCUGCAGCUUCCCCAGCACCACACCACCCCCUGCGCCCUUCCUGAGACAAACGGUGCCCAUGUCCGUCUGCAGCCCGGCCCUUUCUGGGCAGAAGUGGGCACCAGGUCACCCACCCAGCUCCAUGCCCAGGACCUCUCGAGGAAACGAGGGCUGAUGCCUGUGGGCCACCACCCUCCCAGGACAGGGACGCACAUGUAAUGUGGCUUUGUGCAGGUCCUUUCUGAACUCCAGGGCAUGGACAAGGGAAUGGCGUUAUGACCUGUGAGGACCAGGGUGUCACCGUGGGCCGAGAGCCCCAACCCAGCCUGGCGAGUGCUCCAUCCUCAAGUCACAUCGGGUCCAAAGGUGUGCCGGCUGGGAGGAGAAAGGGUGAAGAUGGAAGUAAAAUGCCAUUUCCAUGUACUUUUUUGUUUUUGCCAAGUCAGUUGUGAUCACAUUUGUCACUGUGGCCUGUGUGGGUAUCUCAGUGUGGAGGCACCAGGGGAGAAGGUGACACUGUGGACUGGCUGCUGUGUGCCAUGACCAUCAGAGUGUCGUCUCCAGGCUGCAGGUGACACCCUUUCUGGAGUGGAAUGUUCUGGAAGGGUGGGACACACCGACCUCCAGGAGCUCCCCUCUGGUCUGUCACAUCCACGCCUGCAGGCUCCUGGAGGGUCCCCUAUGCUUCCGGCUCCCUGAGCUGGGCAGAGGGCAUCUCAGUCUCACCCUGCCUCAGCCACAGUCCUCGUGGCACCUGCCGGCACGCCUGCGGCAGAGCUGUGGCCUGUCGCCUGUCCCAGAUGCGGUCACAGGUUGGGGAGGAGCCAGUGGCUCUAUCCUGAACUUUGGUUCUCCACUUUGGACACCGAGCACCAGCUCCUCUGUCCCCCAGAGUCAGCAGUGACAGGCCACGGGCCAGGGUGGGGUGGGCUUCAUGGACUCCUUGUGAAGCAGAUUUGGGUGUGGGGCGAGGAGCAGGAACCAAGAGGGGCGGGGGGCCUGCCCCUCAGCUCCAGUUGCAAGUGCCUCCUUUCUGUGCCAAAUGUCCACCUCAUCCCCCAAGGCGGACCUCAUCCGUCACACAGCUGGUUCUCAGUCCAUGUCCUAGUCCCUGUGGAGGCAUGUAGCUGUCACUGUCCAAAUCUGGGAGGGAACUGGGUUGGGCCUGUCCCCAGAAGAUGCCUUGUCUCGAGAUGGCUCACACCCAUGUCUGACUCCGAGGAGCAGGCCAGGCCCCGAAUCUCUCAGGCAGAGGGAGGCGGGUGGGCACGGGGCUGAGACACAUGACCCCGGGACUCAGACUCCUGGGUCUCCCGCGCAGUCGCAUCCUGGAUGCAGAGGAGCCGGGCACCCAGCAGCAGCAUGUCCUCCCAGCGCCUGAGGGCCCUGGAGGUUUGCCCCAAACAGAUGGCUCCCGAGGAAGCCAGCACCUGGCUUCUGACCAGCUGGAAUGACAGGGCUCUUUGCGUGUUACACACGCAUUACACAGGACCACAUCCCUGAGACCUUGGCGCCAGGCUGUGGGUGAGCCCCACCGCCCACCUGGCUCCACGCAAGGGCAGACCCACCCCCAGGCUCCUGGUCUCUGGGCACCCUGGGCACGAGGCAUGGGCCUGGGCUCUCACCAGAGGUGUGCCCGUAAGUGUCACAGCCAGGGUCCCUUUCGGCCCUCAGUUCCCUAUGAUGUCCCUCCAGUGCUCACCUGUAAGCCUCUCCCUGUGUAUCUUCAGCGUCGAGACAGCCUCGUGUCUCCUGAUCUGCCUUAACUGCCAGUGGGCAUUUUCGCCUCCCAUAUGUUGUAAAGAGCAUACCCAGUGUAUAAAUGAAUGUGCUAUAAGCUCUUUGUAUAGUCGCUGUCUGCUCUUCCAACACCAUCUCUGUUCAGAGCAUAUAAUAAAGUGUCAACCUCCACAA
Molecule: messenger RNA, 6673 nt
Organism: Artibeus jamaicensis (Jamaican fruit-eating bat)
Lineage: Eukaryota; Metazoa; Chordata; Mammalia; Chiroptera; Phyllostomidae
Gene: TNS3
Product: tensin 3
Exons: 30
Coding region: 374-4705 (1443 amino acids)
Biological process (GO): dephosphorylation
Molecular function (GO): protein binding; phosphatase activity
Source: RefSeq, a predicted model, not a curated record